CCCCUCGGGGUGCUGCGGGGCCCCUCGGGGUGCUGCGGGGGCACCUUUGGGUGCCGUCCCCGCCCCUCAGGCGGCCGUGUCCCCGCAGAUGGAGACGAGGAGCUGCUGCGGGGCCUCGAGGGGGCCCUGGGGGUGAAGAAGAAGAAGCGGGGCCCCCGCAAGCAGAAGGAGAACAAACCCGGGAAGCCGCGGAAACGGAAAAAAUUGGUGAGCGAGGAUGAGUUCGAGUCGGAGCGCGACGAGUACCGGGAGAAGUCGGAGAGCGGCGGCAGCGACUACGGCGGCGUGGCCAAGAAGAAGCGGCGGAAGCACCGCGAGAAGAAGGAGAAGAAGACGAAGCGGCGGAAAAAGAUGGACGAGGAGGGGGGGCAGAAGGUGAAGCCGGUGGAGCAGAAGUCGUCGGCGCAGCUGCUGGGCGCCUGGGGGCUGGAGGACGUGGACCACAUCUUCACCGAGGAGGACUACCACACGCUCACCAACUACAAGGCCUUCAGCCAGUUCAUGAGGCCCCUGAUCGCCAAGAAGAACCCCAAAAUCCCCAUGUCCAAGAUGAUGACCAUCCUGGGGGCCAAGUGGAGGGAGUUCAGCGCCAACAACCCCUUCAAGGGCUCCGCCGCCGCCGUGGCCGCCGCCGCCGCCGCCGCCGCCGCCGCCGUGGCCGAGCAGGUGUCGGCCGCCGUCGCCGCCGUGGCCCCCGAGGCGCCGCCGCCGCCCCUGCGCAAGGCCAAGACCAAGGAGGGGAAAGGGCCCGGGCACAAGAAGCGCAGCAAGAGCCCGCGGGUGCCGGAGCUGAAGCGGAAGCUGAAGGGCAAGAAGAUGGCGCCGCUCAAGAUCAAGCUGGGCGUCAUCGGCGGCAAGCGCAAGAAGAGCAGCUCGAGCGAGGACGCGGGGGAGGCGGAGGAGGAGUCGGACGCCGAGAGCUCCAGCGUGCACAGCGCCUCGGCGCGCUCCGACCCCGCCGCCCGCAUCAAGAAGCUCAAGCGGGGCCGCCCCGGCCGCAAGAAGAAGAAGGGCCCGGGGCCGGAGGAGGACGGGGACGGCUACGAGACGGACCACCAGGACUACUGCGAGGUGUGCCAGCAGGGGGGGGAGAUCAUCCUGUGCGACACCUGCCCCCGCGCCUACCACCUCGUCUGCCUCGACCCCGAGCUCGACCGCGCGCCCGAGGGGCGCUGGAGCUGCCCCCACUGCGAGAAGGAGGGGGUGCAGUGGGAGGCGAAGGAGGAGGAGGAGGAGUACGAGGAGGAGCUGGAGGAGGAAGGCGAGAAGGAGGAGGAGGACGACCACAUGGAGUACUGCCGCGUCUGCAAGGACGGCGGCGAGCUGCUGUGCUGCGACGCCUGCAUCUCCUCCUACCACAUCCACUGCCUCAACCCCCCCCUGCCCGAGGUCCCCAACGGCGAGUGGCUCUGCCCCCGCUGCACGUGCCCCGUGCUGAAGGGGCGGGUGCAGAAGAUCCUGUACUGGCGGUGGGGGGAGCCGCCCCCCCCCGUGGCCGUGCCCCCCCCCGAGGGGCCCCCCGAGGGCCCCCCCAAGGUGCUGCAGGGCCGCUCCGAGCGCGAGUUCUUCGUCAAGUGGGUCGGGCUGUCCUACUGGCACUGCUCCUGGAUCAAGGAGCUGCAGCUGGAGAUCUUCCACCUGGUGAUGUACCGCAACUACCAGCGCAAGAACGACAUGGACGAGCCGCCCCCCCUGGACUACGGCUCCGGGGACGACGACGCCAAGAGCGACAAGCGGGGCCGCAGCCAGGACCCGCUCUACGGCGGCAUGGAGGAGCGCUUCUACCGCUACGGCAUCAAGCCCGAGUGGAUGACGGUGCACCGCAUCAUCAACCACAGCGUGGACCGGAAGGGGCAGUACCACUACCUGGUGAAGUGGCGCGACCUGCCCUACGACCAGGCCACCUGGGAGGAGGACGAGAUGCCCAUCCCCGACUACGACCUCCACAAGCUGGCCUACUGGAAGCACCGGGAGGUGUUCAUGGGGGAGGAUCCUGCGCAGCCCCGGCGCUACAAGAAGAAGAAGAAGGAGACGCCGGGGGAGGGCCCCCCCGACUCCCCCACCAACGACCCGACGGUGAAGUACGAGUCGCAGCCGCGCUUCAUCUCGGCCACCGGCGGCACGCUGCACCUCUACCAGCUGGAGGGCCUCAACUGGCUGCGCUUCUCCUGGGCGCAGAGCACCGACACCAUCCUGGCCGACGAGAUGGGGCUGGGCAAGACCAUCCAGACCAUCGUCUUCCUCUACUCGCUCUACAAGGAGGGCCACACCAAGGGCCCGUUCCUCGUCAGCGCCCCGCUCUCCACCAUCAUCAACUGGGAGCGCGAGUUCCAGAUGUGGGCGCCCGCCUUCUACGUCGUCACCUACACCGGGGACAAGGACAGCCGCGCCAUCAUCCGCGAGAACGAGUUCUCCUUCGACGACAACGCCAUGAAGGGCGGCAAGAAGGCCUUCAAGAUGAAGCGGGAGGCGCAGGUGAAGUUCCACGUGCUGCUCACCUCCUACGAGCUGAUCACCAUCGACCAGGCGGCGCUGGGCUCCAUCCGCUGGGCCUGCCUGGUGGUGGACGAGGCCCACCGCCUCAAGAACAACCAGAGCAAGUUCUUUCGGGUGCUCAACGGGUACAAGAUCGAGCACAAGCUGCUGCUGACGGGGACCCCGCUGCAGAACAACCUGGAGGAGCUCUUCCACCUCCUCAACUUCCUCACGCCCGAGCGCUUCAACAACCUGGAGGGCUUCCUGGAGGAGUUCGCCGACAUCUCCAAGGAGGACCAGAUCAAGAAGCUCCACGACCUGCUGGGCCCCCACAUGCUGCGGCGCCUCAAGGCCGACGUCUUCAAGAACAUGCCGGCCAAGACCGAGCUCAUCGUGCGCGUCGAGCUCAGCCCCAUGCAGAAGAAGUACUACAAGUACAUCCUGACGCGCAACUUCGAGGCGCUGAACUCGCGGGGCGGAGGGAACCAGGUGUCGCUGCUCAACAUCAUGAUGGACCUGAAGAAGUGCUGCAACCACCCCUACCUCUUCCCCGUGGCCGCCAUGGAGUCCCCGAAGCUGCCGAGCGGCGCCUACGAGGGGGGGGCCCUGAUCAAGGCCUCGGGGAAGCUGCUGCUGCUGCAGAAGAUGCUGCGCAAGCUGAAGGAGCAGAACCACCGCGUGCUCAUCUUCUCCCAGAUGACGAAGAUGCUGGACCUACUGGAGGACUUCCUGGACUACGAGGGCUACAAGUACGAGCGCAUCGACGGGGGCAUCACGGGGGCGCUGCGCCAGGAGGCCAUCGACCGCUUCAACGCGCCGGGGGCGCAGCAGUUCUGCUUCCUGCUGUCGACGCGGGCCGGGGGCCUUGGCAUCAACCUGGCGACCGCCGACACCGUCGUCAUCUUCGACUCCGACUGGAACCCCCACAACGACAUCCAGGCCUUCAGCCGGGCGCACCGCAUCGGCCAGGCCAACAAGGUGAUGAUCUACCGGUUCGUGACACGGGCGUCGGUGGAGGAACGCAUCACGCAGGUGGCCAAGCGCAAGAUGAUGCUGACGCACCUGGUGGUGCGCCCGGGGCUGGGCUCCAAGGCCGGCUCCAUGUCCAAGCAGGAGCUUGAUGACAUCCUCAAGUUUGGCACUGAGGAGCUCUUCAAGGACGAGAACGAGGGGGAGAACAAGGAGGAGGACAGCAGCGUCAUCCACUACGACAACGAGGCCAUCGCCCGGCUGCUCGAUCGCAACCAGGACGCCACCGACGACGCCGACGUGCAGAACAUGAACGAGUACCUCAGCUCCUUCAAGGUGGCGCAGUACGUCGUGCGCGAGGAGGACAAGAUCGAGGAGAUCGAGCGGGAGAUCAUCAAGCAGGAGGAGAACGUCGACCCCGACUACUGGGAGAAGCUGCUGCGGCACCACUACGAGCAGCAGCAGGAGGACCUGGCGCGCAACCUGGGCAAGGGCAAGCGGGUGCGCAAGCAGGUCAACUACAACGACGCUGCCCAGGAGGACCAAGACAACCAAUCGGAGUACUCGGUGGGCUCCGAGGAGGAGGACGAGGACUUCGAUGAGAGGCCGGAGGGCCGGCGCCAGUCCAAGCGGCAGCUCCGGAACGAGAAGGACAAACCGCUGCCCCCGCUGCUGGCCCGGGUGGGGGGCAACAUCGAGGUGCUGGGCUUCAACACGCGGCAGCGCAAGGCGUUCCUCAACGCCGUCAUGCGCUGGGGGAUGCCCCCCCAGGACGCCUUCACCUCCCAGUGGCUCGUGCGCGACCUCCGCGGCAAGAGCGAGAAGGAGUUCAAGGCCUACGUGUCCCUCUUCAUGCGCCACCUCUGCGAGCCGGGCGCCGACGGCUCCGAGACCUUCGCCGACGGGGUCCCGCGGGAGGGGCUCUCGCGGCAGCAGGUGCUGACCCGCAUCGGUGUCAUGUCCCUCGUCAAGAAGAAGGUGCAGGAAUUCGAGCACAUCAACGGGCGCUGGAGCCUCCCCGAGCUGGUCCCGGAGCCCAGCGCCGACUCCAAGCGCUCGUCGCGCGCCUCGUCCCCCGCCAAGACCUGCAGCACCGACCCCGAGCAGAGCCGCACGCCCACCCCCUGCACCUCCAAACCCGCCACGCCAGCGCCCAGCGAGCGCGGGGACGGGAUGGGGCCACCCCCGGACAGGGACGACGGUGACACCCGGGACGAGAAGGAGCCCAAAGGUCCCGAGAAGAUGGAGACGGAGGCUCCCGUCCCCGAGGCGCCGCCGUCCCCGGGCGAUGGCAGCGAGGCCGAGGGGCCGAGGAAGGGCGAGGAGGAGGAGGGCCCCGGCGGCGAGCGGGAGUCCGAGGCCGAAGGGCCCCUGGCCCGCGACGAGCGCGGCGCCGAGGUCGAGAAGCCCCCCGGGGGGGAGAAGGGCGACGAGAAACCCCCCGAGGAGGAGCCCAAGGAGCGGCCGGGAGACCCCGACCCCAAACGAGAGGAGGUGAAGGCUGAGAAGGAGCCCAAGCUGGAGCCGCGCGCCAACGGCCGGCGGGAAGACAAAGCCGAGAAGCCGCGGUUCAUGUUCAACAUCGCCGACGGCGGCUUCACGGAGCUGCACACGCUGUGGCAGAACGAGGAGCGCGCCGCCGUCUCCUCGGGGAAGCUCAACGAGAUCUGGCACCGGCGCCACGACUACUGGCUGCUGGCCGGCAUCGUCCUCCACGGCUACGCGCGCUGGACGGACAUCCAGAACGACGGCGCCUUCGGGGUCAUCAACGAGCCCUUCAAGGGCGAAGCCUCGAAGGGAAACUUCCUGGAGAUGAAGAACAAGUUCCUCGCACGCCGCUUCAAGCUCCUGGAGCAGGCGCUGGUGAUCGAGGAGCAGCUGCGCCGCGCCGCCUACCUGAACAUGACGCAGGACCCCAGCCACCCCGCCAUGGCCCUCAACACCCGCUUCGCCGAGGUCGAGUGCCUGGCCGAGAGCCACCAGCACUUGUCCAAGGAGUCGCUGGCGGGCAACAAGCCCGCGAACGCCGUCCUGCACAAGGUGCUGAACCAGCUGGAGGAGCUGCUGAGCGACAUGAAGGCGGACGUCACCCGCCUCCCCGCCACCCUCUCCCGCAUCCCCCCCAUCGCCGCCCGCCUCCAGAUGUCGGAGCGCAGCAUCCUCAGCCGCCUCGCCAGCAAGGGCACCGAGAGCCACCCCCCGCCCACCUUCCCGCCGGGGCCCUACGCCACCCCCCAGAGCUAUGGGGGCACCUUUGGGACCCCCCCGGCCGGAGCUCUCCCCCCUGGGGGGGCCAACUACAGUCAGAUGCCGCCCGGCUCCUUCAUCACUGCCGCUGCCAACGGCCCCCCCGGUGCUGGUGAAACGGGAGCGCGAGGCCGAAGGGCCAGAGAAGAAGGAGCCGCGCGGGGGCGAAGUCAUCUGCAUCGACGACUGAGGGGGGGGCUGGCGGGGCCCCCCCCUCCCCCCCAGCCCUCCCCCCACACACCCGGGCCGCCCCCUCCCCCCCUUGGCGACGGCAGGGGUGGGAGGGGGAGGGGGGGAGAGACACUGCUGGAAUUGCCUCGUUUCACCCCAAAAGCUGGGGCGGGGCAGCACCCGGCGUGGGGGCGUUUUGGGGGGGGGGGGGGGUGACGAGGACCACUGCAACUAUAAAUAUGAAUAUAUAUAUAUAUCCCCGGUGGCGGGGGGGGCCCCGGCGUCCGGGUUGGCCCCAGUGUCCCCCCCGAGGUCCCCCGGUGUCCCCAGGGCCCCCCCCACCCCGGGGCUUGGGCACUUGUUUAACCGCAGCAGAAUAAAACCCGGUUCCUUGGC
Molecule: messenger RNA, 6258 nt
Organism: Cygnus olor (mute swan)
Lineage: Eukaryota; Metazoa; Chordata; Aves; Anseriformes; Anatidae
Gene: CHD3
Product: chromodomain helicase DNA binding protein 3
Exons: 39
Biological process (GO): negative regulation of transcription by RNA polymerase II; chromatin remodeling
Cellular component (GO): nucleus; NuRD complex; chromatin
Molecular function (GO): ATP-dependent chromatin remodeler activity; chromatin binding; histone binding
Source: RefSeq, a predicted model, not a curated record